Molecule: messenger RNA, 823 nt
Organism: Populus nigra (black poplar)
Lineage: Eukaryota; Viridiplantae; Streptophyta; Magnoliopsida; Malpighiales; Salicaceae
Source: RefSeq, a predicted model, not a curated record
AACAAACGAAAGGAAAGCCAGAUAUGGUAAUUUUACAAGUUUUUGUUGCCAUAUUUCAGCUUUCCCGUUGUCUUCUUGUGUUCAACUUUGGUGGUGGUUAGGUCCUACCAUUUCCACUGUGAAAGGCUAGGACCCUAAAAUCUAAGCAUCACAUCCAUCCAUUCUCCAAAACCUAAAAAAACAAACAAAAAAAAGUUCUGGUACUAUAUAUAUCCUUAUAAAUGAAGCACAAACCUAGCUAAGUGAACGGGUCUAAAUAUCUUUUUGUCAGAUUUCAUGGUGACCAAACAUUUCGAGACCCUGAGAGGAAAACUAGCAGGUUUCAGCAUCUUUCAUCUUAAGGGCUGCAUCAAUGGUUGUCAUGAUCAUACACAGACAUCAGGAUUUGAAAGCAGAGUCUUGAACUUGAGUGACAGGCCAAUUGAACUGCAGAUAAGGGUUCGAUCAAUACUGAAAAAGGUGCAUACGUUGAAGCCUUGUUCUUCUAAGAGACUAAAAUGCCAGAGCAUAAACAAAGCCUACAUGCCUAAUAGGAGUGGCAGUACUUAGUGGAGGUAUGAAGAGCAAUAUUACUAUGAUGAAGCACGUCACCUUUACAUUUGGGUGCAUGACACUGGAGGUGAUUUCUCUAGGAUGGUCAAGCAGCAAUAUGUUAGCCUUGAGGAUCUGAGGGAUUACUCUAAGAAUUGAAUUUCCAGGGAUCAUCAAAGAGGCUGCAUAUCCGUCUGCAAGAAACCCAGGCCUAGUUUUUGUUGACUUUUCAUUGAAUUUAUAUAGUUUGUGUUGGGUGGUUAAUGAAAAUCAAAGCUUGUUUUCCUGUCCA